This is a messenger RNA of Colias croceus (clouded yellow), 1799 nucleotides long. RefSeq names its product cell cycle checkpoint control protein RAD9A (gene Rad9). Gene Ontology annotation, cellular component: checkpoint clamp complex. The record is from RefSeq and is a predicted model, not a curated record. The transcript is spliced from 3 exons. Lineage: Eukaryota; Metazoa; Arthropoda; Insecta; Lepidoptera; Pieridae. Bases 169 to 1371 code for a protein of 400 amino acids. Gene Ontology annotation, biological process: mitotic intra-S DNA damage checkpoint signaling; DNA replication checkpoint signaling; DNA repair.
AUAUAAACAAAUUUUAUAGAUUUGGAAAUUGAAAUUUGUGAAUAAUAAUUAUUGUGGUUUGCAGUUUGCACUUUGCUUAUUGCUAUAGUAAUGUUUCAAUUUCUAACCCUUUAUUUUUCACUUUUAAGAUAAAUUUAUGAUUUAUCAAAAUAAUUUAUUACAGUUACAAUGAAAUGCCAUAUACCUGGACCGAAUGUUAAAGUUUUAGGGAGAACAAUUCACGCUUUAGCAAGAUUUGGAGAUGAAUUAUACUUGGAGUCAUUAUCAGAUUCUAUACUCCUAAGGACUCUAAACGCGGCAGAGUCCGCUUAUGCGAUGGUAAAAUUUAACAAAACCUUUUUUUCAUACUUCAAUUAUAAUUAUUAUUCCACGGAGGACAAGGAAGGAUUAAAAUGUAAAAUAUCAAUGAAGAGUGCUUUAAACACUUUUAAGUCUCCAACGCAUAUGGACAAACAAGUAGAAAAUUUAGAAAUAAAACUAGACCCGGAGUCUUGUAAAUUAAUAUUCAUAGUGAAAUGCAAACAUGGCAUUGUAAAAACACAUUUUGUAUCUAUAUUAGACUGUAAGGCAAUGCAAGCUGUUUAUACUAAAGAUCUGGUACCCAACAGAAUAACAUCCUCUCAUAAAAUACUUUCAGAAGCUCUGAGUAAUUUUCAGUCAUCUGAUGACCAAAUGACUAUAGAGGCGAACUCAAAUUCAAUGAUUCUACGAAAUUAUGUGGAUAGCAACAUGGACUUAACUAAAAUUAUUAGAACUCAAAUAAAUAUAAAAUCUCAAGAAUUUGAAAGUUAUGUUAUAGGCACGGAUACUACUAUAACAUUUACAAUGAAAGAAUUCAAGGCACUACUGGCAUUUGCAGAAGCAUUAACUCUACCUUUACAACUGCAUUUUGAAGUUACAGGAAAACCAGCUGUAUUUAUAGUUCACAAUGGGUCUACAUUUGAAGCAAAUUUUGUUUUAGCUACAUCCAAACCUGAUAUGCAAACGCAAACAUCAUCAACACAAAACACAACUACUGUUGAAAGAAAAAGAAAAGACAUAAAUGGUGAUGUCCAAAAUUCAGUUAGAAAGAAACCACAUCUUGGUGUAGAUACUUCAAGUCUUAAUGAAGAUUCUCAUCUCUUUAACUAUAUAGAAAUGCCAGAAGACAAAGAUUUGGUAGAUAAUGGGAAAAUUGAUAGUCAUAUACAUAAUCAAAUAAAUAUAUCUCAAAAUGUAAAUAUGUGUGAAAAAAUGGACUAUGACAACAUUCCUCCCUCACCUACUUCAAAAUUAAAAAUCAAAACAAUAUUUAAAAGGUGUUUUGAAAGCACUUUUGAUCCUAGAAGCAUACAAGGUUCAGUAUUAGCAGAAAACUCUGACAGUGAAUAAAGAAUAGACUGUACACCAGUGAUUUGUCAAAAAGUGAAUAUGUUAAUACAUUUAAUGACUUCAUAUUAUAGUUUUUACAUUUGUAAGAGAAUUUAAAGUGUAUUUCCCAAACUUUUAAAUGUAUACUAUAAGCUUAUUUUCUAAAUGUACAAUCCAAGGUAUCUAACUUAUUGAUGAGACAAUGUUUCAUUAAAAAAACAUCAUAGCUAUCAAUUAACCCAUUGAGCCCCAAGCGACCCGAUCGGUCCACGAUACAAUAGAUUUUCUAUUGUGUCUAUGAUUCCGGGGCCUGAGUUAUUAAAUUACAAUCUUAGAACUUUGAAACUUAAUUCAAACAGUUUAUGUGAAGUUCAUUAAAAAAAUGGUUUUCACAAUAUUUUUAAUCUUACACUACUACUAAUAGUCUAAAAUAAAAAUAAUCUUCUGUA